AUGGCUCCGCCUCCGCCCCUGGGCCGAAGGAAAACAAAAAUGGCGACGCUGAGCUCCCUCCAGGACCGCAUCCAAGGCAUCGGGACGCGACUGCAGGCCGAGAAUGAGUCCAAUUCGCGCGACAGGAUCAGCACCGCCUUAAACCUGGACUUCACGCGGAGCAGGCCGGGGUCGGAGAGGAAGCCCAAGACGCUUCCCAUAAUGGACGGGAGACUGCCAGGGCGCCCCAGCACAAUCUCAGGACGCCAGAGAGACCGGCCCAGAAUCGAACUGCCUUUGGUAUUCGAACCCAAACAACAGCAGUCAGACCCCUCAGAAUUAGAUGCACACGUCAAAGAAAUCACGAGAAAAAAUGGGAAUUUAAUAAUAGAAAGCAAGAGUUAUAAUAGUACCAUAGAAGAUAUGGAGUACAUAUCAGAAUUAGGUAAUGGCACAUCAGGCAACGUUGUCAAAAUGCUACACAAAUCUUCAAAGAAAGUUAUCGCUGUUAAGCAAAUGCGACGGUCGGGUAACCUAGAAGAGACCAAGCGAGUCUUCUUUGACUUGGAGGUUGUAUUAAAAUCCCAUGACUGCCCCUACAUAGUACAGUGUCUAGGAUGCUUCGUCACAGAUUCAGACGUCUGGAUCUGUAUGGAGCUCAUGGCCACCUGUCUGGACAAGCUCACCAAGCGUUACAAGCGGCCGAUACCUGAGCCUAUCCUCGGCAAAAUUUCUGUUGCUACCCUAAAGGCUCUCCACUACCUUAAGGAAUCCCACGGUGUCAUCCAUCGUGACGUCAAGCCUUCAAACAUCCUUCUAGAUGAACGUGGUAACAUUAAACUUUGUGACUUCGGGAUCUCAGGGAGACUAGUCGAUUCUAAGGCUAAGACUCGUAGUGCUGGUUGCGCGGCAUACAUGGCGCCAGAACGGAUAGACCCGCCAGACCCCGCAAGGCCGGAUUAUGAUAUUCGUGCUGAUGUUUGGAGUUUGGGCAUCACUCUAGUAGAGCUUGCUACAGGGCAGUUUCCAUAUAAAGAUUGUCGCAAUGACUUUGAGGUGCUGACCAAGGUUCUACAAGACGAUCCACCAUCUCUUCCCAAAGAUGGAAACUUUAGUCCUGAAUUCUGUGAAUUUGUUAAAGAUUGGUGAGUUCAGAUCUCAUUACUUUUGUCUUGUAUUUAGCCGUAUACUGGGUUUGUUAGUUUUGGUUUUCUCUCUGUGCCGUUUAGAAUGUGGUGUAGGUCAGUGGUCGA
This is a messenger RNA of Penaeus monodon (black tiger shrimp), 1232 nucleotides long. Its product is annotated as dual specificity mitogen-activated protein kinase kinase 7-like. Bases 1 to 1128 code for a protein of 375 amino acids. The transcript has 7 exons. Lineage: Eukaryota; Metazoa; Arthropoda; Malacostraca; Decapoda; Penaeidae. Gene Ontology annotation, biological process: protein phosphorylation. The record is from RefSeq and is a predicted model, not a curated record. Gene Ontology annotation, molecular function: ATP binding; protein kinase activity.